Amoebophrya sp. A25 is the source of this 16199-nucleotide messenger RNA. The record is from the annotation of a GenBank genome assembly. NCBI's taxonomy places the organism in Eukaryota, Dinophyceae, Syndiniales, Amoebophryaceae.
AGUUGUGGGCCCAUUCAUUCCUUCGUUUAGUGAUUUAUGACAAUCAGGCUAAUAGAAUAGUUGUCUCCACCUAACACAUACUGAUAUGUAGUUUCAAUUUCUGUACUAGACGGAGCUUUUCUCUUGAAUAAAAAUGGCGUGCUCAAAAUUGCCUUCUUCUUCGUUUCGCCAUCGUGCAUGCGCGUGGCCGCGGUACACCUACGGUGGAAGCAGCAGUAGCACUAGCAGCCUUUCGUCGGCCAGAGAAACAGGGUGCAUAACUUCUUCUUCCUCUGAAAUCUCCAAAUCCAAAUCCAAAUCUAUGUCCAAUCCUCCGUUCUCAAAUUCGAUGUCGUUUGAAAAGCCUGGCAGUUUAUUUGCAAUCGCGAGUCGUCCAGCAGUUGCAUCCUCCAACAUGGUUCACCAAGCUUACUCUUCAUCUACUACUGGUAGCGCUAUCCUGGACUACGCCAGCAGAAGUGGAGCUGAUCAACGCCGUCGGUUCUACUCCUCUUCUUCUCGCGGUAGAAGCUCUAUCCUAGCGGCCUGCCCUACUUUCACUACUAUUAGUACUAGAACAAGCACGACUAUGCUGGCCGAUAGAGCCAGUACUCCACCUAUGGGUUCACCACAGCAGCGAAGGGGCAUGAUGAUGAUUCGAGAGGCGGAUGGCGGUGAACAGAAUCGACAAAGCACACUGAGAACCAUCAGUUAAGACGCAUACACCCAAGUAAUUAACAAUAUGGUGCGGCCGUCUAACGAGCGGCGGCACCGUCAGGCAAUCAGCCAAUCAGCCUUCUAUCCGCGUCUGACUGUUUUGGCAGUCUUCCCCGCGGGGGUGGGCUUGAUUUUUAUCGGCGCGAGCGCGAACACACGGACUGCCACUUGCUUGCGCUUUGCCAUUGUUCAUGACUUGGAGGACGUGACAAAAGGCCCGCAGGGUAGUGGGAGGCCCUUUUCGUCUCUUAUCCAGAUACAUUGAUAAACGCCGAGCAAGCCGCGACGGCGCUCCAGGGUGAAAAAAGCCCCCCCCCGCAUAGUCAUGCUGCGGGCCCAUGCCCACCGGGGUGAUUAUUUUUCCCAGGUCUGGCCAACUCGUCGAAGGCAAUGAGAACAGGCAAAAACACGCCGGCAAGGGGGGCGCGACACUGAUGCCGAGGCCGGUGCCCUAGCGGGGUGGCCUCCAUGAUGUGCGCGCGCGCCGGCCGUUGGCUGGGCCCGUGGGUGCUUGACUUCGGGCGAGCCAUAGAGCACCCCGCCCGGCAUGCCGUAGCCGUUGAAGGCUCGCUGGCGCUUCUCGGUGGUCUUGCUGCGCGUGAGAAUAUUGGCGGGGCGGGAGGUGGGCUUGUUCGCUGGCGUCUUCGUUGUGUUGGUGAAUUAGUGAGCAAGCCAGCGAGCGCAAAGCCACCCCGGGAGGGCUACGAAGCUGAAAAACCGACGCAGACUGGGCCGGAGACGUGCACACAGUGGUGAAGCUUCGACCCUCUUAAGGUCUUGGCGUCGGCUCUUCGAGAGUGUCGGAGACCGCGGCGCCACGCGCCGGCGUCUAGCGGCCGGCCCACCUCAAGAAAAACAGAAAGCGCGCGAAAGUGAGAGGUGGGCCAUUUGCGGCCCUGUUUCGUCGGCCCGUUUGCAGAGAAGAAGCGCCAGGGGGGGGGGUUCGUGGGUUGGGUGAAAUUGCAGGAAAUACCCCGGACUUGACUGGCAGGCUUCAGCUACCUGGAAACGUGGCGCAUGCCGCGGCUUUGUGUCUUCGUCUCGGCGCCUUGUUACCUCGGUGCCCAUCACUCCAAGCCCCCUACUUCGUUGCAUUUCGCGCAGUAAAUGAACCAAGCAGCCAACCACCCGCGAUCUGGUGCGCACUCAGUCAGCCAGCCAUGUCCAUACGCUCGCAUGUGUUUUAGGCUCAUCUCAGUGGGUGCGCGCUUGCGUUGUUAGUCUUCUGAGAAAGGACUAUCUGCGCCCGUCGCCCUCUAUUUGACUGCUUUGCUUUCAACCUUUCCAAGGGUCGCCUAGAUUGGCGCUGGCUGUUUCCCUUAAUUAUCAAUCUGCAUUCACUCGCACAGAUUAUUAAGUACUUGCUUCUGCUUCGUUUCGAAUUCCAUUUCCACCAAGUCCUUUUUUUUUUGUCAUUCUCUAACUCCGACAAGUACUCAAGUACGCGUGGCCGAAGAAAAGUCCAAGACUGCAAGCACACCUGGUUGGUUCCCUAGGCUGCCUUUUUCUCGGCAAGGCAGCAACAAUUCUGGCACCCCUGGCAUUGGGAGACUUAGUGAAUAGUCUAGCGAAGAACUGCAGUCCUGGUGGCGCUUUAGGACCAGGAAACGCAUCUGUUGAGGUCCAGACAGCCUCGUCAGCGACGCAGCAAGUGCACUAUGAACUACGAUUUUUUUUGUACCUUUAAAACCUCUAGAUUAAUCCUCAGCAUGUAUCUCUAAAAUGAUGCAACUGCGCUUGUAUAUCGUUUUCCAUGAUGUAGGUAGGAGAAUCCAAUGUUGUAGUCUUUGACGGAGAGGGAACGAACUGAAGAAACUAGUGACUUUCUCUCUGGGCCUAGAUAGCGUCUUACACUAGUGGAUCAUGAUUGUCUCCGUAAAAGUAGUUCUCCGAUACAACACAGAAGAUUCCGUGACGCCGAAGAGGAUAGGGACUCGACCUCUAUCUGAUACCGCAAGUCCAUAUCUUCUUAACACUCUUGUAGUCCUUCAUACCCAAGAGGUUGCACAGCAGCUAGGGGGGAACGAAAUAGCAGAAGCAGCGGACGCUCUAGCACGGACGGCUUCGACGCCAGUAGUCGGCAAUGCGAUCGACAGUAUUGCGGAAAUCUCACUGCAGAGUCAUCUAGAAUAUCUUCCUCUCUUGUGGCUCGCGUCCUAUGUUAAGACAGGCAUUCUAUGUUGUGAUUUUUGGACAUCAUGGGUUUCCUGCAUAUGCGCUGCAGCGAGUUCUCGACAUUUUUCUCACACAAGUUGUUAUCACGUUACAGUACGACAGUAGAUAGACGAGAGUACAAUAAUUCCAAAUAAAAAAAUGCGUCCUCUAAGAACUUUUUGGUCAUAUUUAUUAUCAGAGGCCCAUAGAUAGAUCCAGGCCCUCUAACUUUCGUCUUGCACGUUUAUCAGCAGCUGGAUUCUCGGAAUUGAGGACUUUUCUUUUCGCUCCGGUAGUCCAAAAAGGCUGUCGGGAACAAGCUUUGCUGGUCUUCAAUCACUUGCACACCCUGGACGUCGAGUACUUGACGACGCUUAAGUUAAGUCGAGUAUACACGAAAACUCAAAAUAUGCGAGUUGCUGACUGAAAUAGGACAGGGGGUAGCUGCUUUAGAGGGCUACUCUUCCUUCUCAUCAGUAUCUCGGUUAUUCUGAUCAGUUUAGUUACUUGCUUAUUUCAGUUUUUUGAAAGUCGAGACCUAAAUUUAUUACCACAACAAAAAUCGCGUUUUUUGAAAGGUCUCGAAAUAAAAGUCGCGUAGUAGAUGACCACGCUUAAUAAGUUAAGGUCUCGUAAGCACACUCCAAGCUGUAUCUCAAUAUUAUGUUGUCAGCAGAAACGACAGACCAUAAAGAACAAUACCUGACUCUCAUCAAAGAACAAGCAAUAUUGAAUAUAAGUAUUUCAGUACAAGUUAGUAGGGAUCACUUUAGAACUUAGACUUACAUACCUUCUGCUGGCAAUGGCAUGGAAUCAGUUUUCUGAGUGGUCGUCCCAUACCAUCCCCAGUGUGCCUCCUAAACUCUAGUAUAGUGACUAACUACAGCGACUAACCACGUUACGUACUUCUAGUUCUAAGUGGGUACAUUAAGCAUAUAUUGACCGUGUACACAUAUUCUUGACCUAGUUGAAUCAUGAAUCGAAGUCACCGCUAAUCGAAGGUGGAGAGAUCCAGCAGAUCAUGAACCGUGCGUUGAAAAGUACGCAGCAGGUGCUGACGACAAUAUUGUGGAACGUGGUCCCGACUUUGCUGGAGUUUUCUCUCGUCUUAAGGGUACCGCCAACGACCCAUCCCUCGGAGCAUCUUUUAGCCAGUUUCUACUUGAAAAGUUGUCUCAAAAGAUGUAGUUCCAAAAGUAUUAUGGCUUGCCGGUGCCUCUAAUCGUCCUGGGCAUUGUCUUCAAACAGAUGGGCCCCGCUUCCUCUUGCGUCGUCGCAGCCACCUUCUGUUCUUACUUAUGACAUAUUCUUAACCCGAACAAGAUCUCAAUAUUCAUGUUAAAUGAGAUCUUCAUGUUAAAACGACUGUUGAUGUAGUUGUCACUUAUGAUAAAAAUUACUCGUAAUGAUCGUAUUUGAAAAGCAGCGCAUAUGCUACAACUUCUAUGUGAGAGGGCUUCUUAGGUGAUCGAGUAAGGAUCACAACAUGAAGCGGACACGUGAGACAUGUAGGUGAUAUAAUUGGUGCCUAAAGGGCAGCUGUCUCUUAUCCUGAUGCCCUCUAAGUAGCCCAAGGCACAGCUUGUCGACGUUAGUAUUUAUACAUAGGGUUAGCAGUUGGCCGAAAAUUCUUAAGAGCCUCCUUUAAGAAGCUUCCUUGAGAGAUUGGAAUUUCUUAAGGGGUUUCUAUUCUAAAAAGUUGUAGUAGGUUUUCCUUAAGGAACAAAAAUGCUCCUUAAGGAGACUCCUUAAGGGGCGCUUGCAAUAAACUUAGGCUAAUGCGAAUAGGCCCUCUCUUAAGGGCCGGCGCCACCUCCCCUCGUGAGGGCCUUAGCUUGCUAGCUUAGCCAUGGCCAGCGUGCUAGCUGUAUAGCCCUAGCUAGCUUGCUUGCUUACCCCUUACCCGUAGCUGCCUGGCUAGGUUUGCCGUGGCUAGCCUGCUAGCUGCUUAGCCAUAGCUAGCUAGCUAGCUAGGUAGCUGCUUGGCCAUAGCUAUAUAGCUAGCUGCUUAGUCAUAGCGAGCUUGCUGGCUGCUUAGGCAUAGCUAGCUAACUGCUGCGCCAUAGCUAGCGAGCUUACUAGGUAGCUGCCCGGCCCUAUUUAGCUAGCAGGCUAGCUACUUGGCCAUGAUAGCUAGCUUGUUAGCUGCUUGGGCUGGCCAUAGCUAGCUUGUUACUAGCUGCUUAGCCAUAGCCAGCUUGCUAGCCGCUUCUUUUGCGCGACCUAGUUCAGCAGCUGCUUUCUUAGCCAUAGUUAGCUUGCUAGCUAGCUUGGCCAUGGCUACCCUGCUAGCUUAGCCCGCCCGGCAGCCAGAGCUUGCCUCUUAGCCUAAUCCUGGCGGGCUUGCUAGCUCCGCCAUAUCUAGCUUGCUAGCUUUCGUGGCCACUCCAGCUCGCUAGCCUAGCCACAGCCAGCUCGCUACCUUAGCCACAAGACAGCGACAGCCUGCCCGCUGGUUUAGCCAUGAGGGGCGUCCACGCUAGUCCUUUCUGAACCAGCCGCGCGUCGCUAGCGUGGUGACUUAGGGGCUUGCGCCGUAGUCUUAUCUGUCUAGUUGCUAACCUAUGCCCAGUGGAGCGGGCCCUUGAUGGGCCCGCUUUCUGGGCAUGUAAUGAGGUGCUUCACCUGCAGGCAGUACUAAGACUAAGAAACUCUCUGUUGAUCAUAAGAAAGCAAAGUAUCAACUGCUCACUGAAUGAGAAUCGCACACUUUACAAGUUCUCUACGGAUGUUAGACUCGACGUCUAGACUGUUAGAACAUAAGGGUGUAGUUGAUGGUAGUACUCAUCAGAUGGGGGUCAGGGGUGGAUGUACUACGCAUUAGAACAUAAAGGGGAGCACUCUUUGUUGAUGGUAGUACGCAUCAGAACAUAUUAAAGGGGGUGGGAGUGGGUGUUACAACAUGAUCCUCAACAGUUGUAAGAGCCCAAUUGUCUGUGCAACAGCUGGAAGAAGCUCAAACUCGUACUGCAACAAGGAAUUUAAUGAGUGGGAGAGCGGCGUCGCUAGUUCUGGUCCUCGAGUCCAACUUCCCCUUCAAGCACGAGCAUCAAUGUUAUCAGGGACCACCUUGGAGCACUGCUUUAACCUACAUACCCUUCUGUUGUUGAAGCACAGGGAAGGCUGCACGACUUACUUCAACAUAAAGAGGGAGUGCUUGCUGAUGAGGGAUGAAUCCUUCUCACGUUCUCUUGUCUAGGAUGAAUAGGCACCACUGCCAGAGGAAGUACUUCUCACGCCUUUCGUUCUUCUAAUACCUUUCGCAUUCACGACUGCAUACAGCAAUCGGCGGCGUGACUUCAUGAAGGAGAGCAAUAAUUAUGGCUUUAUUUGAGGUUAUUCUUAUUGCUCCAUGCAGGAUAAGCUUGGAUAAUCGUGUUGCAUUCAAACGUUUUUGCCUUUCAUAAGCAUCGCAUUCAAUUAGUGUUUAGCCUUUAGCCUUCAAUUAGUGUUUAGCCUUUAAUUAGUGUUUAGCCUCGAGAACAUCUUUCAAUUUCCUAUGCAACAGCAACUCUCUAGAAAAAUUGGAACCAGAGUAACUAAUGCACCCAUGUAGUCGGAAAUAGGGAAUUGUCGACAGUGUCGGUCUAGUUUCAUGAAACACUGUCUGACACAGUGCCUGCUACAGUCUUUGCUACAGUGCUUGAUACGUCGGUGCUUGAUACAGUUCUGCCUCCUCGUGAUAGUGUGUGGCUUAGAGUAGUGUAGGUUCCUAUGAGUUUAUGAUAGUGUAGCUUUCCUCCGGCCCACGCGGUGUGGACAACGUCGCUCCCCCAUAUCGCUCCCGGGCGUAGAGGUGCGGCAGUCGCAGCUGCGGGGAGGUCGGUGCCCUGCGGGGGCAGCUACCUGAUUGAUUGGCUGACUAGAGUGGUUUAACUAAGUGAGUAGAUGCGCGCGCGCCAGGUUCUUGCUCCAACAUCAUCACCUUUCUGUUUAGCCAGGUAAACAUCUUCAACAUCUUCAACAGCAACUUUACUAGCCAACACACGAAGCGAGAGCGACUAGCUUCUCUCGUCAAUCUCUCAAACUCUCAAUAGUUGUACUUGUACGCACCUCUAAAAGAUGCGAGAAGACCGUCUGGCCGGUCAUUUGGUGGAUAGUAUCGUGAACUGCGAAGCGGUAAGGUAUUUCUCAGCAGCCCAAAGGGAGUCGCAACGAUACGACAAAGAGCUCGCAAAAUACGAGGCUAGUCAGGUACUAGUAGAAGUAUCUAGUAUUUGUAUUCUAAGACAUCUAAGUAAUACUCAAGUUGUUAGUGUUACAUCUAAUAGGAUAUCUAGUAUUCUUCUAAGAGGACAUCUAAUAGUAUUACUCAAGUUGAAGUUGUUACUUAAAGGGCAAGUUGCAAAAUAAGAGGGCGAGUCAGGUACGAGCAUUCAUCUAAGUAUUCUAUUCUAAAUUAUGUAAGAAGCUCGCAAAAUAAUAGGGCGAGUCAGGUACGAGUAUUCUAAGUAUUCUAUUCUAAAUUAUGUAAGAAGCUCGCAAAAUAAGAGGGCGAGUCAGCUACUAGUAUCUUCACAAGACACAAGACACAUUAUAAAUAGCUCGCAAAAUAUGAGGCGAUUUCAAAGCUCGCAAAACAUGAGGAGCAGGCAAAUGCAAAAAACCUCCGAAUUUAGAAUGCAUGUGGAAUGAAGAACGACACUUCCACGAAAUAUUAGUUCGUAAAAAAAGAUCACUGUCGUCCCAUCACCUUGAUACACUACGUAUUUUUACCCCAAUUUGCUCAGGUUCAAGUGUUGCAGUCGCUGGCAGCCCUGAACUUCGGACAACAGCUAGUGAUCAACUCCGGCCUUCUCUUAAGGCUUCACAGGCAACCGAAUCUGUAGUACACACAGGCAAGAACCGAGUGUAACCUAGAAGUACAUGCAAUCUGAUUUCUGAGAGCAACAGUAAACCAAUAUCAUUCAUCUGUAGGAGAAUAUCUCGAGUACAUCUACAGAACACGACCUAAGCUAUUUGGCUUUUCUGGAUAAUACGUCGACGACGGAGCUGCACUACCUAAACUACUUAGCGUUUCUGGAUGAUAAGUCAUGUAUCGACCGUCCUCUAACUUUAGCAAUUAUGACCUUGGCAACGUACAACGUGAUGCAUGGCCUAAUGCCUGUCGGUGAUGUUGUCGCGGUGAAUACGCUCAUGCUACAACUAGCGCAGCCACUCUUAUGAGGAAGAAAAAACUGUUGCUAUUGAGUUCUUCUUUCAUGUCCUUCUUGGCAGACUAGACGAAUUGUGGUAGUGCUAGUCCUGGCUAUAUUGUAAAGACACUGACUAGAGAUUCAGAUUUCACACUUUCCACCCAUAACCGACAGUCAAUGUUCUAAUGCUUGUUUUUGUGAGAAAUCUUAUCGCCAAGAGCGACCGCGUCAGAGGUACACAAGUGCCAUUUUCUAACUUUCAACUUUCUAGGCGGCGCGUACCGAAUCACGCUGCAAGGGGUCCUAGAUUUACAGCGAAUGGAGAAGUUCCUUACCGACCAGAAGCCGAGCGUGCCAGCUAUCUCUUCCACUUUAUGGCGGAAGUGGUUCUACAGCUCCUUUCUUACUUAGUUCUAGUUCUAGCUAUGUGCCGAAUCCAACCUUCCGAGCGCCGAGCUUAUCCCGCAAAAAACCCCAAGACACCCGACGCCGCGACGAACUGGGCUGCGCCGGCUGGGGGCCCGAGGCCUCCUAGCUUUGCUCGCCAAAUGGCGCCUGGAAUGUGCUCCGUGGCUUUCCGCAAUUUUGCCGGGAAGGGGGUCGCACUUGGCCGCCACUCUCCGCGCCGAUACCGUGCCCCAAAUGCUUGGGAGCCCUCCAGGGGAACGGCCCCGGGCUGAUGAGUAUACGCACCCGCAGCGAGGCUCGCUCACAUUCGAAACGGCGGCAGACCUUUGGAGCCCAUUACGGUCACCAGGGCACGGCGGCAGCCUCGCCUGGUCUCUCUUGUUUGCAGUCGUCUACUGUGGCAGCUAGUGGCAAUUUCUGCAGAAUGUCGAGCGCGGCCCCUGAGCGCUUCCCUCGAGGGGUCACGGAGCGCACUCACUUUAGAAGCUGCCAGGGCAGUGCGGUGCGGGCUGCCUGGGGUGUCUAUGCCUCGCGAGGCCUCAGGAGAGACACCGCGCGCCGGUCCCGGCUGACGAGACUGCGGCCUGGCUUGCCUGAAGUGCGCCGCUGCUGGUUGCUUUCCAGUUUCUAAAGGAGUCGCCGCGUGGCGUGGCUGCCAUUUUUCCGCUGGAGUGGACGAGCCUGGAGAGCUACUGCGUGCUCGUUGCGACAGCUGGCACCCUGGUGGAGUUAUUGCGGGAGCCGCUUAGACGACAGCCGGCCGCGAUCAACUCGGAAAACAAGGACGCAAGGAGCGGCGGCGUGCUAGCACCGUCGGACCAGCUACACGGCCCUGCUUUGAGCUUCGACUGUGCAGAAGCUCCGCAAGUGGCCCCAGCCGUGACGAGUGCGGCGAAGCCUCUUCCUGUUGCGGCAUCAAGUGGGCAAACACCUCGCGACACGGCCACCCUUUGCGGUGAGAUGACGCCCGGCCAUGGCUUGGGGGCCCUAUGCGUUGGGGAGGCGUGCCACGGUGCGACGCCCAACGGCGAGAGAGCCCCACGCGCUGGCGAGACGCCUAACGGCUUGGCGCCAAAUGGUGAGGGCGCCCCACGUGCUGCCGAGACACCUUGCGGCGAGACGCCAUAUGGAGAAUUUGGCCAAACCCCGCAGCCGAUUGGGGGCGCGAGCGCAGCAGCUUGCCCUCGGGCGCUUGGUUUGGAUCCAUCUUGGGGAGUGUUCUGGUGGCGGUGGGGCCGUUCGGUUCGACCUGGCCAGGGGAGACAAGACUAACGACGAAGCCCGCAAACACCACGAAGAAUGGAGACCAGCUACCGGCACCGAAAUGCGUGGACGAAGCAGACGGCGCAGAACUUGAGACAGGGGCUGGGGGCGGUCAUAGCUCUGCUGGCGCCAGCAACAUGACAGGGCUGCGCGGCUGCUGAGGACGAGAAGCACGACCAACAAGCUGGCAACGCAGCUAGUGCGGGGCAGUGGGAGCCUUCUUGGGACCAGCCUGAGGGCCGACAAGACUGGCGAAAGAGCAGGCCCACGAAAUGACUACGACUACGUACCACGAAGGCCGGCGGCGUGGGUCAAAUAUAAACUGGAAAGACAAGGACGACGCAGCUGGCGAGAAAGCUGGCGGCGGGCGGUCGUGGGACAACAAAAAGACGCAACGGGGGCAGGGGGAUGGAACCCAUUCCGCGCGAGUGGCUCCGCUGUUUUUGUGAAGCAUGUGGGACGAACGCGCUCACAGGGUGAAGGGGGGCGGUGCUUUGUUUGGGUGGUGGGCUGUUCUCGCUCGCCUGCAUCAGUCGCAUGCCUUUGGGUAUUUGCAUCCGUGAAGGCUUUGCAGUUGCAUGCCGGAGAUUAGCCGCGGCGCUUUCUGUAAUUUGUGAAGUGUCUGUCUCUCUGCCAGCGGCCGUCUAGAGCUGGCCGCGUGAUUGUCUUGGAAGUGUGCCAUUUCCUUCUAAUCUGAUCCGCCUUGGGCCAGAAGCUGCCGAAUUUCGAGUACAAGGGGGGCAGCAUUGAGUUCGAGAGUGUCUCUUUUCGUGCUCUGAAGAAUCUGAGUCUGCGGAUUCCCGCGGGAUCCAAGGUCGGAAUUGUUGGCCCUAGUGGUAGUGGGAAAAGUACAAUUCUACGGCUCCUUUCGCGCGUCGCUGCGCCUGAAAAGUUAAGGCUUGGCCCAUCUUCAGAAGCGGCUGCAUCUUUGAGCAGUAUUUCCGUACAGGAAACGCUAGCGCAUUGCCAACUACAUGCUUCGGAAGGUGGGUCUCGGUACUGCAUCUAAGCGAAGGGCGGACCCUGGUAGACGGACAGGAUCUGCUGAAGCUUGACGGCGAGAGCUACAUUAUGGCAGGAAACAACUGCAGUACCGCUCGUGUUAGGCUUCACUAUGUUGUAUCAACUCAACUCAUCUAAUCAAUUCCACGCACUAGUCACGCUAUCGCUUUAAAUCUUAUGGACUCGCUCCUUAUAGAGCGCUACUUUUUCUUACAUUGACGCAAUUAUUGUCCAUGGCCUGACCCUUUUUAACAUCGAUAUGACGUAUCACUACCAGGCUUGCACUGUCAAGACGUAUGAUAUCGGGAUGAAAACUACCACGAAUAACGUCAGUCAAGCAGCCAAAUGGCCAUUUAGUUCAAGCAUUUAAAACAGCCAUCGAGCCUCCCUCUAAUGGCACGUCGUAUCUCGGCAUUGUCCCGCAAGAGUCGAUCCUCUUCAACGAAAGCCUUCGCUUCAACCUAGAGUACGCGAAGCCAGGUUGCCCCCAGCAUGCCAUGAAGCAAGCGUGUAGCUUGGCACAGGUUCACGACGUUAUUUUAUGGGCAGGACAAUCAAACCGCUUCGAUUUAAGUCGUAGAGCAUUUCAAUUGUAGUGGUGUCUGUCUCAGGCUAUACAUAGUAAGUAUUAAGAAAGUGCAAAUAUUCGGCAUUGCGAUCAUCUAUAGCUAGGAUAGGUAUUCAUAUAUCCAGAAGCAAGAUGGAGAUACGGAAGAUUCAUCUUAUUUUACGCUCACGGUCGAUGGCCUGGCUUCACUCAGUUGUAGGUUUUGAGUUUGUCUUUUUAACAACAAUGGGCACGACCUCGAAUAGCCAUAGCGAUACGCAAUGGGUUGCGAAGGAGUGGGACGACCUCAGACAGUCUGUGAGGGGAAUACUCGUAGAGCUCUAAUCAUGGAAGCCUUCCCAGAUGGAUACGAUACUAUGGUGGGAGAACGAGGCUCGCGACUGUCUGGCGGCGAGCGCCAGCGUAUUGCCAUAGCGCGCUGCCUACUCAAGAACCCACAGAUACUGGUAGUAGACUUAGCGCAUUGAUUACACAUCGGUAGAGCCAGGUCCUGCGAACGCGAAGCGCGGCGCCCGGGAGCCAUCUCUUGCGUGUUGCAAAGUGCUGCUUUCGCGGCGUCGUUGGCCUCGGCUCUGCGGGGGCAGCCGCUAGCGAGCCGAAGCUGUGAACUCGCUCGCCGCGCCAUCGCGGGCGUUUUUUAGCGCACCGACCGCCCACACGUGUGCCGCCGAAACAAACAGGGCGGCACAAUCGUCCUGCAGCUGGAUUUUGCCAGGAUGGUAAUGCCACGGGGUGGCGGAUCAGAGAGGCUUUGGGCCCGGGCCGUUCUUCGGGCCCACCUUGGGGCGCGCGGCGUUGUCUGCUGCAUGCGACGAGGUGAAGGCGCCUGCUUUCAGGCGUUACAGCUCGGCGGGGUGCAGGUUCAUCAAGGAGAAGCACGGGGCACUGGCGUGGCCCCGCGGCGGUGGGCAAGGCGCUUGCAAUGGCCUACGUGUCGGGGCGAGGUGCGUGAGUCAACUGUGCGGCCGCUGGGGCGCUGCGCGGCCGCUGGGGCGCUGCGCGGCCGCUGGGGUGCGCUGGGUGGUGUUGCAGGGCCAUCCUUCUCGUCUAACUUUUCACCAGCUGUACUACUAUAGCAUCGGGAGCGGCUGCGUGACUUGGUGGUCGCUCCAAGCAGCGCAGAGGCCACGCGUGGCCAAGUGGUUUGCUGGCAAGCUUCGCGGACGCAUACAGCAUCCAUGGGCCAGGGCUGUGAGUGUGCCGCGCUUCGUAUGCAUUGCAGGAAGGGCCGGCGGGCAUCGACAAGGGCCGCGCGGUCUUCAUGGUUGCGGGCAGCCCUCUAUCUAGAAAACCAAGCGGGACCCGCCUCCCCGUGCCCGCUCUGGCCAAAGAGGAGCAGGCCCAGGACUCAAGUGACUGCAUGGGGGGAGAACUCGCGAAGUCUUGGGCUGUCUAAGUCUCGCCCCAAGGUGGGGAAUAUCGGCGGCGCUUCGCGAUGCAUUUUGCCAGCGCUCGCUCAUGGGUGGCGGAUCCUGGAGGAGGUCCCCGGCGCCACAGCCUUGCCUUGGAGACAUGGGGGGCUUGCUGUGCCAUGGUCGCCAAUGGUGUAAGCUGUCGGUGGGUUCUUUCAGUGAGGAGAGUGAGGCGGCCGCUGUGGUUUCUGGUUUGGCAAGUGUUUCAGCGAGUGUGCCGGCCUGCAAGUAUCUGCCCAAGCUUGCGACGCAGUGCCUGGGGUUAUGUAAUGGGCUGAACAGGCGGGCUGCCUUUGCUUGCACCUUGGCCCCCCUCGUCGUGGGGGGUGCUGCCUGAAGUAGGUGACCGCCCGCCGGGCAUUGUAACCUUAGAGCUGCCCAGGCUUUCUGUCUCUCUGUUCUUCUCGCGUGCUCUUUCGCUCUCUCUGUCUCUGUUUCAUCUUCGGGAAGCAUAGGACCACCCAGCGCUAAGGAGGCUCUUGCCAUUGUAUGCCAACCAUUUCGCACCCACGUGCAACGCCUUCCAAUUUUGAACGCCACAGCUUUUCGAUGAAGCAACUGCAGCGCUAGACCUUGCGACUGAGGAGAAGUUGACGCGGGCGGUUACGGAUUUCAUCAGGGAGCAAGAAAACAAAACAAUGCUGAUCUUAUGGCUGAUUCUCCUCACUUCAGCAUCAGCAGUGGCACUGGAUUCACGUUAACUGACUAGUCUAAACUGCAAAAUAACUGCUAGCUCAUACUAACAGCACAGACUACACCAACACACGGUAGCAGUAGCACCCUCGUCAUUGUAGCAGGAGAGCCCUUCUCAUUAUACUAGCAGGAUACUCAUACCCAAUACGGUUUGAUGAAUAGUUCAAGGUGAAAACUGUGUGUCACCAAGACGUCUCUCCUUGCGUCAUUUUGCAGGGGUUUAGAUUCGCGCUCUUUUUUCUACAUCUUCCUUGCGUGGCCGGCUCUCUAAUCUUUGUUGCUCACCGGCUCUCAACAGUGAAGCAGUGCGACUUUAUUCUCUAUAUCGACAAUUAUGGCCACAGAAACGCCGUCCCUUAGUGAAUAUGCGUGGAACUCUGACUCUUCGAAAUGAGGCACCUCAUCGAGCUACAACUCUAGCUGCAUAUGGGGAUAACUAGAAAUGUCUGUAGAGGUCUAGGCCUCCAUUUACUUGGGUCAUGCAAUAAGGGGUUAGUAGUUAUAGUGUUCUCAAUCCUUAUUGGUUAGUACGUCUUGAAGCUGGCCUGGGUCGAGCACAAGAUCAUGAUGAUGAUGAUGAUGAUGAUGAUUGAUCUAUUUCUGAAUCCUAAACCAACGCCAAAAAAGUCAUGUAUUACUACAUCUUGCUCAACUUCCAAAUGUAUUUUCUGUUAGUUUCACUACAUCUUCUAGAGCUAGACAGAAAAUCUUACGCCACUUCUAAAUGUCAUACGUUUAGAAGCUAUUCUUGUUACUGCUAGUACUCUACUAGCUAUCCUAUCCUUAUUGCUAGGAUUCUAUUAACUAUUAGUGCCAUUAACUAUCCUAUGUAUCCUAUAAUCGCAAGACGCUCUCUACCCCAGCACCAUUCUCCUUAGCAAAUGCACACGAGCCAGGCAUCGGCCUGCACUAUCUUCCCUUAUUAAAUGUUCUUAUAUAUCUGUCCCUUAUUGUGAUAAGAAACAUGUUUACACCGUCUUUGCUAGAAGUUUGCACUCUCUUCACUAUCCAAUUGCCAGUUUCAGUCUACGUACUUUUAAUAUUCAUUAUUUUGAGAUACUUCUACAACUGGGUUACAACUUUCUAUAUAUUCAAGAUACUUCUAUAAGGAAAAGACUUAGAUUCUUCUAAAGUAAGGGCGCAGUGGCAGAAAUGGGCUCGCAUACGGAAUUACUGGAAAAGAAAGGCGGUCUCUAUCGCAACCUGUGGAACACUUAUCAUUAAGGCUACCCUGAAGCCUUAGCGUCCUGGCGUCCUUAACAUCCUGGUGAUCUUAACAUCCUGGUGAUCUUGCCAUCAUGGCGUUCUUAACAUCAAGGCCGAAGCGUGUAGUUGUCCUUAACAUUAUGAUCCUUCUUGGAGGUACGCAGGGCUCUCCUUAGUCCUUAUCAUGAUGAUCCUUCUUGGAGGUUCUUCUCUUUCUAUUUGAAGUGACAUAGUAUACUUCUACUUUCUACUUAGAGUAUCAUAAUGAUCCUUGGACGCACCCAAGGAUCAUGCUCUUUAGGACGAUUUUCCCUUUGCGGUAGCUCUAAUAUUCGACAGGGGUCGACCCUACAAAGUGAGCGCGUCUUCAUCUUCUGUAACCUUCGGGGGGUAAUUAUACCAGCAAUUCUAGUAGUAGUAGUACGACUCACGAGAGCUGCAGUACGUCGAGCACCUUUCUGACAGGGGUCGAGCCUACAAACUGAAGAGAGCGGUCGCCUUCCGGUGUGUGUUGGAUCAGUAAUCAGACGGGUCUGCGCGAUCAUGAAACAGAGGAAUCGAAGGUGGAAGUAUACUAGAUACGAAGAAGGAGAAGAGGAGCAAGGUAGGAGGAGAAGAGAAGCAAGGAGGAGAAGAGAAGCAAGGAGGAGAAGAGAAGCAAAGAGGAGCGAGAAGGAGAAGAGAUGAGCAAGGAGGAGAAGAGUGGAGCAACGAGGAGGAGAACUUCUGCCGCGCGAUCGGGUCCACUUCUACUUCUACGAAAAGCGUGCCGACGCAGAACGUCGCAAACCAUUAGAGGCGACACCAAUCAAAAACAGCUGUAGAGCGAUUUCCACAAGAAUGCCUCUUCUGGUGUACUAAUUCAAGAACUACCACGCGAGAACUACCACAUUGGCAUCAGGUCAGCACUGCUGUCAUGAGUACGCAGUCCCCGGCCACAGAGAUGCUAUCGACCAGUCAUCGGCUACACCUUCUCACCCCGACUACAUCUGGCGGCGACGUCUUCUCAUCUCGACUACAUCCACAAGACAUAGAGCACUUAUUCCUCGUCAACUACAUACUCUUACCCUGGGAGCCGCGCUCAGCAUCCUCUUACCCUGGGAGCCGUGCUCAGCUUCUACCUCUUCUCGUGUGAGUGCGGUAGAAGAAGUUCGACUAGGCCAAGAACAUGAGAAAAGACGGGAGAUCAUGAGGAAAGCGGAGUAGUGUAAGUUUGGUGGAAUUGACUCGGAGCGAUGAAAAAUGAAAUACACGAUAAGUUACGGGGCUAAUGCUGUCAGACAGUCUGCUCGCCCACGCCUUGAGAACAAUUUAAGCUUGAGUUCGGCCUUGAGAAUCAAAUUAGUCCUUGAUGUUUCAACGUUGAUGCUGAAUCAAAUUUUUAGGCUUUAGAAUGAGCCCGGUCCUCUCGCUCCAGUGGAUCCUCUUUCGCUCUUCUUAUAUGAGGCAAAAAUAAAGUCCACUUAUGGUAAAAAAGUCGGCACUUUAGGAUGAUAGACAAGCAGUCGCGACACGCUGUGACAAGAAACAUAUGCUGCUAUCUUGCGAUGAGAAACCAAUGCUGUUAUCUUGCGAGGAUAAACCAAUGCUGCUAUCUUGCGAGGAUAGGCCAAUACUGUUAUACUGCAUGCAGAAACAAGGGGCACAGCUUGCGAGUAGAAU